AUGAAUGUUAAUCAUAAACACUUUCGUCUUCAACGCACACUCGAGAUGAAGAUUGAAGCUGGGAAUGAAGGGAAAAUCGAUUGUUUAUCGAAUGAGAAUCGAAGGCAAUCGAGGAAAAUCGAAGCUCUCGGGAGAAAUAUGGUGGAGUCUCUUGAACAAUUCAAUUUGCAAACAAAAGCUUUUUGUUAUGCUGCUGCCGUUAAAAUGAUGAUGUUAAAAAUUAGUUUUUAA
Messenger RNA from Clunio marinus, 231 nucleotides. The record is from the annotation of a GenBank genome assembly. NCBI's taxonomy places the organism in Eukaryota, Metazoa, Arthropoda, Insecta, Diptera, Chironomidae.